CAUCUCUCCUCCUCUUGCUCCAUCAUUUAUUAAAGUAUUUUCUUCUCUGGCACCGUGAGAAACAAAGUGUCAGUGUGCAGCAGGGACAUCAGUAGCAGCGCGGCACUGGCACACGAGCGUGGGUACGCCGGGCGGACACGGGGCGCCCGCACAAUUCACAAGUUGAGCGCGACGCACGGAGGAGCAGCGAGCAUCCUGCGGGGACACUGUGCUUUUAACGGACUCACCGAGCGCCAGUUUCCAUCUCCUCACCACUGAUCAUUUGUUGCUGCCUGGGCUCCAACAGUCCCGAGGCUGUGUUUCAUCCUGCGCACCGACGGAUACCCACAGACCCACGAUCACAGAUGGACUGGAUCAACCCUGAGCUGUGAAGUGUGUUAUGUGAGCCAAGGUGUUUUCCCACCUUGCUGGUGGUGGGGAAAGAUGCUGCACUUUGUUGCCAUGACAGCAGAAGUUCUCUUUGUUCUUGGGUUCCUGAUGAGCGCCGCUCAUUCUAACCCAGUAGCGACCUUACCAGAGAGCCGAGGACGUCUGGAAAGGGUGUUGACCCAGGCCACCGGGGGGAAAAAUCAGGGCAAGCAAGUGUCUGAGGAGCUGCUGCGGCAGCGGCCGGAGGACAUCAAUAUCUUUGGCCCCAACAAGACUGAAUUGAGCCGCACAAAUCUUCAGGCUGGAGGAUCUGAGGGCGGGAAAUCCCAGGAGCAGUGGAGUGUACAGGACAACCUAAACCAAAUAGAUGAGGGUCCCACCAGUGACGUCACCCUCUCUCUGGACGCUAUUGAUGAAUACGCCUACCCAGACUACAGGGGGAAAGGCUGCAUGGAUGAGAGUGGCUUUGUGUUUGCCAUCGGCGAGCAGUUCACACCAGGUCCUUCGACAUGUCCUUGCCUGUGCACUGACGAGGGCCCUCUGUGCACCAAGCCAGAAUGUCCAAAGGUUCACCCUCGCUGCAUUAAAGUGGACACUAGCCAAUGCUGCCCACAGUGCAAGGAGAAAAAGAACUACUGUGAGUUUCGUGGCAAAAUCUACGCCUCUCUAGAAGAGUUUAAGGUGUCUCCAUGUGAGAAGUGUCGGUGUGAGCCCAGUGGAGAGGUGCUGUGCUCGGUGGCAGCUUGCCCUCAGACGGAGUGUGUGGACCCGGAGUACGAGCCGGAUCAGUGCUGCCCCAUUUGCAAGAGUGGACCAAAUUGCUACGCGGACACGACAGUCAUACCAGCCGGCCGUGAGGUGAAGAUCGAUGAGUGUACAAUCUGCUACUGCACAUACGAGGAGGGUACAUGGCAGAUUGAGCGUCAGGCCACCUGCAGUAAGAACGAGUGCCAGCGGAGCUAAAGACUGGCACAAUGAGAGGGGACAUUGGCACACAACACCAGCGCCAGUCCGCAUGUAAACUCAGCCUUUCACCCAGUCUACCGGACAUCAGGGUCGGACAGCAGCCCUCAAGCAAUUCAACAUUUAUACCCUGGUCACUCCUGCAUUACAGAAAAAAAGCUUUUCUGAAAGUUUAUAAUCCACACACAGAAUAUCUAUUUAUCUAUGUAUGAAAUUAUUUAUGAGUACUUACAAAUAUAGGGGUCAUAAAUGCUUAACUAGUGAAAAAAAAUAUUUUUUAUAGCCUCUGUAUUUUAAUAAGCAAUGUAUCGGACCAGAGGUCAAUAAAAUAAUAGAAUGUACAGAACACACACAGCUGUUUUUGAAGGUGAAAACCUCAAUGUCUCAACAUGUGGUGUCAUCACAGAAAUCCUGACACCUGCUCCUCUACCACCAAAGUGCAGACUAGACGCGUGUGAUCCGUUUCAAAGGGAUGAGGAAAGACUUGCUGUGCUGGAUGAUCAAGUACAGAGAUAAAAACAAAAUGAGAAAAGGGAACAUUCAAGAGCACUUGACUGUUUCUUGAUUUCUUAUCUUUUUUUGGAUGUUCAAGUGUGUUUUGAUUUGAAAGUGUUUUUUGUAUUUCUCUUAGUACUGUGUUCAUGUUUCAAAUAAAUGCCAAUCUGUGCUUGGUAGAUGUUCAA
Molecule: messenger RNA, 2015 nt
Organism: Solea senegalensis (Senegalese sole)
Lineage: Eukaryota; Metazoa; Chordata; Actinopteri; Pleuronectiformes; Soleidae
Gene: vwc2
Product: von Willebrand factor C domain containing 2
Exons: 4
Coding region: 424-1332 (302 amino acids)
Biological process (GO): negative regulation of BMP signaling pathway
Cellular component (GO): AMPA glutamate receptor complex
Molecular function (GO): protein binding
Source: RefSeq, a predicted model, not a curated record